UCAGGGUACAACGUGACGGUGCUGGUCAGAGACCCCGGCCGGCUGCCCGCCGACCACAAGGCGGCCCGAGUGGUGGUGGGGGACGUCCUGAGCAAGGAGGACGUGAAGAAGACCAUGGAGGGCCAGGAUGCCGUCAUCAUCAUCCUGGGAACCAGGAAUGAUCUCAGUCCGACCACCAUGAUGUCCGAGGGCACCAAGAACAUCCUGGAGGCCAUGAAGUCCCGGGGGAUCCGCAAAGUGGUCGGCUGCAUGUCCGCUUUCCUCCUGUGGGAUCGAUCCAAAGUGCCCCCCCGCCUCCUCCCUGUGACGGAGGACCACGACAGGAUGUACACCGAGCUGAAGACGUCAGGCCUGGACUACGUGGCCGUCAUGCCUCCUCACAUCGCUGGCGACCUCCCUCUGACCCAGAGCUACCUGGUGGCCGAGCAGAUGCUGAAAGGCAGAGCCAUCUCCAAACACGACCUGGGCCACUUCUUUGUCCGGUGUCUGUCCACGGCCGAGUGGGACGGAAAGACGGUGGGAGUUUGGGGGGAGUACAAAUGAUGGCCGACGCCUGUUUAGGUUUUCUUCUGUGUCCACCAGCCAUAUUUUACAUUCAGCCAUCUAGACUGAAAGAAAUAAAGUUUUAAGAAAAAAAAGAAAGGCCUGUUUUUAUUGGUUUUGAGUGGAUUUAACCUGACAAUCUCAUUUAAAUUGUUUAUGGAGAAGCAUCUUCUGAAUAGAGCCGUUAUAUUCUGAGAUUUUUCUUCUUCUCACGUCUCAGAGGAAAGAGUUUAAAAGGAGUUGUGCUCAUUAGCACAGCUGCUUUUGCCAAGAGGUCUUUAAAUUAAACAAAAAGCUCUUUCUUAUUGG
Messenger RNA from Menidia menidia (Atlantic silverside), 852 nucleotides. NCBI's taxonomy places the organism in Eukaryota, Metazoa, Chordata, Actinopteri, Atheriniformes, Atherinopsidae. The record is from the annotation of a GenBank genome assembly.